Messenger RNA from Botrytis byssoidea, 1770 nucleotides. RefSeq lists its product as uncharacterized. Gene Ontology annotation, molecular function: small GTPase binding. Gene Ontology annotation, biological process: endoplasmic reticulum to Golgi vesicle-mediated transport; Golgi organization. Bases 1 to 1770 code for a protein of 589 amino acids. Lineage: Eukaryota; Fungi; Ascomycota; Leotiomycetes; Helotiales; Sclerotiniaceae. The record is from RefSeq and is a predicted model, not a curated record. The transcript has 4 exons. Gene Ontology annotation, cellular component: Golgi apparatus.
AUGUCAGCCACAGCUCCUACGGAUUCUUCUAAUGUUACUUCUCCAGCGAAGAAGAAGAGCAAUAAGAAGAAGAAGAACGCCAAAUCGAAAUCAAAUGGAGAAAUACCCCAAAUUCAAGAUCAAGUGAACGAUCUCACAGUAAAUAUAGCAGACGAAGAAGAUGGGAAUUUAGAGGAAUCCGGGCAGUCAACUGUGAAUACUCCAAAGGAGGCCCAAUUUCCAUCAACUAUAGAUUCGCAAACAAAUGGGCGCAAAAUUGACUCCGCGGGUAAUGGCCAUACCAUUGCGCCAACACAAUCUAACACCGGGAAGGAAGAAGGAACCUCGGAAAGCAAUGGAUCGAAUGAAUUGGACUCGAGUGCUCGACUGGAAGCAAUGACGGCGGAACGUCAGGCAUUGCGCGCUGAAGUUGAACAAUUGCGAAAAUCCCUCGAGGAUAUUCAGGGUAAGCACACGGAAGAAGAUUCAACAGUCAAGGGCCAGUACUCCGAGAAUCUAUCGUCCGUAGAAGAAAAAUACAAAAAUGAGAUUACCGCACUCAAGAGUCAACACGAGGAGGAAAUUUCCACAGUCCGAGCAGAAUUGGAGGAGACUGAAUCUUCAAGAGAAAACUGGGAAUCUCAAUAUCAUACAUUACUCACACGCGUUAAUACGAUCAAAACUACUUUGGGGGAACGAUUGAAGGCAGAUAAAGAGGAAUUGGCGGAGGCCAAUGAGAAAAUCGAAGACUUGGAAUCACAAGUGGAAUCAUUCCAAAGUACUAUCCAAGGAUUGGAGGACGAGGUAUCCAAAUUACGGAACGAACUGAAUGAAUCGACCAAAGAACUUUCGAGCAUGCGGAAUCGUAACAAUUUAUCACAACAGAAUUGGGUCCAUGAAAGGGAAGAUUUACUCCAACAAGCUAAACAUCUCAAAGAGGAAGCCGAUGCUGCAAAAGAAGCCAUGGGGGAUUGGGAAGUCUUGGCCAUGGAAGAGAGAUCCAUACGCGAGAACCUGGAGAGUAGAGUUUCUGAUAUGGAGGAACAAUUCUCUGCUCAGAAAGAAGCAUACGAAACCACGGUCGCCGAACGUGAUAGCCAUUCUCAAGCGGUUGAUGGAUUACAGCGAGCUUUGCAAGAAAUUCAAGAGACGCGGAGACGAGAGCUUCGAGAGAUGGUCGAAAGUUAUGAUGAGCAACUUCAAUCCUUGAAAAAGGUCGUCCAGGAGUCGGAUUCCAGAUGUGUGGAGGCUGAAACUUCGAAAGAAGCUCUACAAACAGAAUUGAAUCGACUUCUACCAUUCGAAAAGGAAGUCAAGGAAAAGAAUCUGUUGAUUGGCAAACUUCGUCAUGAAGCCAUUGUGAUUAAUGAUCACCUCACGAAAGCAUUGAGAUUUAUCAAGAAGUCGAAAGUAGAGGAUAAUGUUGAUAGACAAGUUGUCACAAACCACUUUUUACAUUUCCUCUCAUUGGAUCGUUCGGAUCCCAAGAAAUUUCAAGUACUACAAGUCAUUGCUUCAUUAUUGAACUGGACAGAUGAACAGAAAGAGCAAGCUGGUUUAGCAAGGCCAGGUGCUUCGAGUAAUACUUUACGUUUACCGAUGUCACCCUUUCACCGAACCCCAAGCACACCAUCCUUAUCCACAGAAUUCUUCACCGAGCCCUCAAACUCUCAAAAGGAAUCUUUAUCAGAACUCUGGACAGGAUUUCUAGAAAAGAGCGCCGAAGAAGGAAGUGUUAAAGAUAGUAGAAGUGGAAGCGUCAGUAGCUCAGCCACUCUCGCAACAAAAUAA